AGCGUCCAUCUCUUUGCUCGAAAGCAGGAAGGAGCAAACCCUAAUCUCGCUUCUGAAGCAGCAGCCGAAGCAGCAGGCGCCAUGGUGAAGUACUCGAGGGAGCCCGAUAAUCCCACCAAAUCCUGCAAAGCUAGGGGCUCAGAUCUCAGAGUUCAUUUCAAGAACACUAGGGAAACAGCACAUGCUAUCAGGAAGCUUCCUUUGGUAAAGGCUAAAAGGUAUCUAGAAGAUGUUUUGGCCCACAAGCAGGCCAUUCCCUUUACCCGCUUCUGCCGUGGUGUUGGAAGGACUGCUCAGGCUAAGAACAGGCAUCCCAAUGGACAGGGAAGGUGGCCCGUGAAAUCUGCCAAGUUCAUUCUCGAUUUGCUCAAGAAUGCUGAAAGCAAUGCUGAGGUGAAAGGGCUCGAUGUGGAUACACUUUACAUCUCCCACGUCCAGGUUAACCAAGCCCAGAAGCAGAGGCGGCGCACAUACCGUGCUCACGGAAGAAUUAACCCUUACAUGUCUUCCCCUUGCCACAUUGAGUUAAUCCUUUCUGAGAAGGAAGAACCUGUCAAGAAGGAGCCUGAGUCACAAAUAGCAACCACCAAAUCCAGGAAGGCUUAGGCUUUCUUUUCCAUAUUUGUUGUUCCUGAGCCUUGAUAGAGCUGUGUUUCUUACAUAUCCCCUACUUUAUGUUGAGAAUUGUAUUGGUAGUGGAUUGUCACUAUUCAAAUUUUCUGAAGAGAUUAUGGAGUUAAUUUUGUAUGUUAAGGUUAAAAAUGAUAUACUGUUUUACAUUAUUGAUGAGCUUCAUCUGUUUUGAUU
This is a messenger RNA of Ipomoea nil (Japanese morning glory), 807 nucleotides long. Its product is annotated as 60S ribosomal protein L17-2-like. The transcript is spliced from 6 exons. Gene Ontology annotation, biological process: cytoplasmic translation. The record is from RefSeq and is a predicted model, not a curated record. Gene Ontology annotation, cellular component: cytosolic large ribosomal subunit; ribosome. The coding region runs from base 82 to 606 and encodes 174 amino acids. Lineage: Eukaryota; Viridiplantae; Streptophyta; Magnoliopsida; Solanales; Convolvulaceae. Gene Ontology annotation, molecular function: structural constituent of ribosome.